Messenger RNA from Darwinula stevensoni, 500 nucleotides. The record is from the annotation of a GenBank genome assembly. Lineage: Eukaryota; Metazoa; Arthropoda; Ostracoda; Podocopida; Darwinulidae.
AUGCAGGCGCUGAUCCCCUUCAGCCGAUUGACCUACUGCAGUUACCUGCUUUCUCUCAACAUCCAGAUCAUCUACCAGAGUUCCCGAAAGCACGUCGGCUACUUGGAUCAUCCCACGAUGGUGUACUGGUUCCUGGGGAUCCUGGCCAUCACUGAGAUGGGUGCGUUCGUCUUCUCCCUCUUGUUCGAGUCUCCGUUCCUGGGACUGGAGAAGGUGAUCUUUCCCCUCUUGGACGAGUGGAUCGUGACCCCCAUCGCCCAAGCCCUGCCUUUCGAGUUCGGCCCUCGCGAGACCUUGCCACCGGUUAAAGAGGAGCUGAAGGAAGAGGUGAACGAGAAGAUAGCCAUCAUCACGGAGGACGUUCUGAAGUCAGAGGGAAUGGAAUUCCAACCGGAGAAAGUCCACCCUACGACCAUACUCUGACAAAAUUUCCCCAUGUAUAAAAUAUCGGGUAUUCGUUCGUGAAACAGUCACAAAAUAUCAUCAAUUUCAGUGAAAUA